CCAGAUUCGCGUGCGGUUCCCACGCGAUGCCAGAGAGACGCGUUCCCCCUGAUGAAAAAGGCAAGGAAAUGACGAAGGAGUUCGGGGUGCCUCCGGUGAUCUUUCCGGCCGGCGGGAACCCGGGAGCCGGCGCCGGAGUCCCGCAACGGCGGGUACCGACGGCGCCGUUUCAGCCCCAGCGGCCCUCGGCCUCCAGCAUGCCCUUCAUGUCCUUCGACAUAGGGCCCGCAGCGGCCUCCACCUCCUCCUCCGCUGCGAUCUACGGCGGACCUAUCGUCGGAGGCAUGGGAGGCGCCCCCGGAGGAGCGAGCUUCGAGGACGAGGAUCCGUUGCUGGACGAGCUCGGGAUCCACCCAGACCAGAUCUGGCGCAAAACCAAGUCCAUCUUGAACCCCCUCCGGGUCAACCCCACCAUCCACAAGGACUCGUCGGACCUCUCAGGCCCGAUCCUCCUCUACAUGUCGCUCUGCCUCUUCCAGCUCCUCGCCGGGAAAAUCCAGUUCGGCGUCAUCCUCGGCUGGAUCGUCGUCUCCUCCAUCUUCCUCUACGUCGUCUACAACAUGCUCGCCGGGCGGAACGGUAACCUCGACCUGCACACGUGCACGAGCGUGGUUGGCUAUUGUAUGCUGCCGGUGGUGAUCCUCUCCGCCGUGUCGCUGUUCCUGCCACAGGGCGGUCCCGUCAGAUUCGCGAUCGCCGCGGUGUUCGUGGUCUGGGCGACGAGGGCAUGCACGGGCCUCAUGGUCGUCCUCGCCGAUGGCGGCGACGAGCAUCGCGGGCUGAUAGCGUAUGCAUGUUUUUUGAUUUAUACUCUGUUCUCGCUACUUGUUAUAUUCUAGGGAGGAAUUGGUGAUCUCUGAUUGGAAUUGAAAUUUUGUUUGGUUAAAUAGAACAUAUAUUUUGUUUGUAGAUGUAAUUGUUUCCUUAUCAUGCGAACACGAAUCUAAAACCCUAUGAUUGGAUUGAA
Molecule: messenger RNA, 967 nt
Organism: Alnus glutinosa
Lineage: Eukaryota; Viridiplantae; Streptophyta; Magnoliopsida; Fagales; Betulaceae
Exons: 2
Coding region: 27-839 (270 amino acids)
Biological process (GO): vesicle fusion with Golgi apparatus; endoplasmic reticulum to Golgi vesicle-mediated transport
Cellular component (GO): membrane; trans-Golgi network
Source: RefSeq, a predicted model, not a curated record